Messenger RNA from Pongo pygmaeus (Bornean orangutan), 3067 nucleotides. It is a transcript of the gene BTK, whose product is annotated as Bruton tyrosine kinase. NCBI's taxonomy places the organism in Eukaryota, Metazoa, Chordata, Mammalia, Primates, Hominidae. Gene Ontology annotation, molecular function: protein tyrosine kinase activity; ATP binding; protein binding. The record is from RefSeq and is a predicted model, not a curated record. Bases 171 to 2150 code for a protein of 659 amino acids. Gene Ontology annotation, biological process: intracellular signal transduction; protein phosphorylation. The transcript is spliced from 19 exons.
GUGGGGUUUGCUCAGACUGUCCUUCCUCUCUGGACUGUAAGAAUAUGUCUCCAGGGCCAGUGUCUGCUGCGAUCAAGUCCCACCUUCCAAGUCCUGGCAUCUCAAUGCAUCUGGGAAGCUACCUGCAUUAAGUCAGGACUGAGCACACAGGUGAACUCCAGAAAGAAGCUAUGGCCGCAGUGAUUCUGGAGAGCAUCUUUCUGAAGCGAUCCCAACAGAAAAAGAAAACAUCACCUCUAAACUUCAAGAAGCGCCUGUUUCUCUUGACCGUGCACAAACUCUCCUACUAUGAGUAUGACUUUGAACGUGGGAGAAGAGGCAGUAAGAAGGGUUCAAUAGAUGUUGAGAAGAUCACUUGUGUUGAAACAGUGGUUCCUGAAAAAAAUCCUCCUCCAGAAAGACAGAUUCCGAGAAGAGGGGAAGAGUCCAGUGAAAUGGAGCAAAUUUCAAUCAUUGAAAGGUUCCCUUAUCCCUUCCAGGUUGUAUAUGAUGAAGGGCCUCUCUACGUCUUCUCCCCAACUGAAGAACUAAGGAAGCGGUGGAUUCACCAGCUCAAAAACGUAAUCCGGUACAACAGUGAUCUGGUUCAGAAAUACCACCCUUGCUUCUGGAUCGAUGGGCAGUAUCUCUGCUGCUCUCAGACAGCCAAAAAUGCUAUGGGCUGCCAAAUUUUGGAGAACAGGAAUGGAAGCUUAAAACCUGGGAGUUCUCACCGGAAGACAAAAAAGCCUCUUCCCCCAACGCCUGAAGAGGACCAGAUCUUGAAAAAGCCACUACCGCCUGAGCCAGCAGCAGCACCAGUCUCCACAAGUGAGCUGAAAAAGGUUGUGGCCCUUUAUGAUUACAUGCCAAUGAAUGCAAAUGAUCUACAGCUGCGGAAGGGUGAUGAAUAUUUUAUCUUGGAGGAAAGCAACUUACCAUGGUGGCGAGCACGAGAUAAAAAUGGGCAGGAAGGCUACAUCCCUAGUAACUAUGUCACUGAAGCAGAAGACUCCAUAGAAAUGUAUGAGUGGUAUUCCAAACACAUGACUCGGAGUCAGGCUGAGCAACUGCUAAAGCAAGAGGGGAAAGAAGGAGGUUUCAUUGUCAGAGACUCCAGCAAAGCUGGCAAAUAUACAGUGUCUGUGUUUGCUAAAUCCACAGGGGACCCUCAAGGGGUGAUACGUCAUUAUGUUGUGUGUUCCACACCUCAGAGCCAGUAUUACCUGGCUGAGAAGCACCUUUUCAGCACCAUCCCUGAGCUCAUUAACUACCAUCAGCACAACUCUGCAGGCCUCAUAUCCAGGCUCAAAUAUCCAGUGUCUCAACAAAAUAAGAAUGCACCUUCCACUGCAGGCCUGGGAUACGGAUCAUGGGAAAUUGAUCCAAAGGACCUGACCUUCUUGAAGGAGCUGGGGACUGGACAAUUUGGGGUAGUGAAGUAUGGGAAAUGGAGAGGCCAGUAUGACGUGGCCAUCAAGAUGAUCAAAGAAGGCUCCAUGUCUGAAGAUGAAUUCAUUGAAGAAGCCAAAGUCAUGAUGAAUCUUUCCCAUGAGAAGCUGGUGCAGUUGUAUGGCGUCUGCACCAAGCAGCGCCCCAUCUUCAUCAUCACUGAGUACAUGGCCAAUGGCUGCCUCCUGAACUACCUGAGGGAGAUGCGCCACCGCUUCCAGACUCAGCAGCUGCUGGAGAUGUGCAAGGAUGUCUGUGAAGCCAUGGAAUACCUGGAGUCAAAGCAGUUCCUUCACCGAGACCUGGCAGCUCGAAACUGUUUGGUAAACGAUCAAGGAGUUGUUAAAGUAUCUGAUUUCGGCCUGUCCAGGUAUGUCCUGGAUGAUGAAUACACAAGCUCAGUAGGCUCCAAAUUUCCAGUCCGGUGGUCCCCACCGGAAGUCCUGAUGUAUAGCAAGUUCAGCAGCAAAUCUGACAUUUGGGCUUUUGGGGUUUUGAUGUGGGAAAUUUACUCCCUGGGGAAGAUGCCAUAUGAGAGAUUUACUAACAGUGAGACUGCUGAACACAUUGCCCAAGGCCUACGUCUCUACAGGCCUCAUCUGGCUUCAGAGAAGGUAUAUACCAUCAUGUACAGUUGUUGGCAUGAGAAAGCAGAUGAGCGUCCCACUUUCAAAGUUCUUCUGAGCAAUAUUCUAGAUGUCAUGGAUGAAGAAUCCUGAGCUCGCCAAUAAGCUUCUUGGUUCUACUUCUCUUCUCCACAAGCCCCAAUUUCACUUUCUCAGAGGAAAUCCCAAGCUUAGGAGCCCUGGAGCCUUUGGGCUCCCACUCAAUAUAAAAAGGCCCUUCUCUACAUCUGGGAAUGCACCUCUUCUUUGAUUCCCUGGGAUAGUGGCUUCUGAGCAAAGGCCAAGAAAUUAUUGUGCCUGAAAUUUCCCGAGAGAAUUAAGACAGACUGAAUUUGCGAUGAAAACAUUUUUUAGGAGGGAGGAUGUAAAUAGCCGCACAAAGGGGUCCAACAGCUCUUUGAGUAGGCAUUUGGUAGAGCUUGGGGGUGUGUGUGUGGGGGUGGGCCGAAUUUGGCAAGAAUGAAAUGGUGUCAUAAAGAUGGGAGGGGAGGGUGUUUUGAUAAAAUAAAAUUACUAGAAAGCUUGAAAGUCUUUGGUAUCUCUAUUAAUCAUGCAGCCUCCCUGAAGCGCCCUAUCUCAGUAUUCCAGAAAGCUGCUGUGUGGCAUUAGUUUGGCAUAUUCCUACACUGAGAACUCGACAGGAUCCUCCGGGUUUAAGCCCUCUUGUUAACUCCUGCCUCUGAAUCAGAGAUGCGUUAAGCCAAAACCGUGCCUGUCACAGCACGCAUGCAAUGUUAUUUGAAUGAAUCUGAAAGUUGGGCACAAACUGCCAUAGCCUCAUUUCCCUACGUCGGGAGAGGAAAACUCCAUCAGAAAACGAAAGCCAGGGGCCCAGGAUAGCCAACUAAACGACCCAGCCAACUAACUGACCCAGUGCACAACUCUGGUAGCUCAGAAAACGCGGGCCAAUUUGGAAGUGGACAGGGGCGGAGCUGUGCGGCCAGCACGGAAUGGAUCACGUGGUCUUAAGUAACUUCCUUUUCUCCUUUCUUUUCUUUUUGGAGUAACAU